This is a messenger RNA of Priapulus caudatus, 5324 nucleotides long. Its product is annotated as protein rhomboid-like. Gene Ontology annotation, cellular component: membrane. Bases 1157 to 2128 code for a protein of 323 amino acids. The transcript is spliced from 10 exons. The record is from RefSeq and is a predicted model, not a curated record. NCBI's taxonomy places the organism in Eukaryota, Metazoa, Priapulida, Priapulimorpha, Priapulimorphida, Priapulidae. Gene Ontology annotation, molecular function: serine-type endopeptidase activity.
ACCAGUCGCAUAGUUGGCUGCCAACCAAGCGCUAGACGUGGAAGACUGCGCACACACGCACUCACACACGGUGGUGUCGCAACAGCAUGCCGACUACUGCAACUGAGCAGACUAACUAUACAGUGUGAGACGUUGGUUUUGCGUCGUAGAGACACGUGUUUCCCACGCAGACACGAAAGAGUUACUCGCCCGAGUGUGCCAAACUAAGACGGGAGAAGGUGGCAGAGCACCCAGUGCGCCGGGCUCGGGAGAAUUCGUGGCUCCGGCGUUUACUCGCUGAUCGCAACAUUUCUGUUUGGUCGCCAUUAGCGGCUGAACAAGAGCGCCAACCGUUUCGCUCUCGCGUGUUGAUUCUCUCGCGACGCCUGCUUUAUUGUCGCGAGCCGCCGCACGGCUUGCUUUGCGUGAAACUAUGCGUGGCACUAUGCCCCGCGCAAUAGCUGAGACAAGGCGCGGGCACUUCUAACGCGUGCCAAGCAGUCCUGACUACAAUAGCUCCAUAACGGGUUGCGCGCGCUCAGAUAGGACUGAGUGGACUCACGUUCGCCCACAGUAAGCGGGGCAGCGCACGCGAGAGGACACGGAGCAGCUAGUUUGCGUGCACCCGCGAGGUAAAAGACAGAACGCGAGUGUUCGGGAAAGAGAGAAAGAGCGAGAGUCAGCCUAGAGCACAUCUGAGACCGCGUGCUUCUAGAACAACUUAAACAUCGUCGCCGAGUCGUUAAAGCUUCUAGCCUGGGACUCUCUCCGUUAAACCCUGCCCCGCCUGCAGCCGCAUUGUUUGUGUGCCGGUGGCGCGCCACGACGUGUUUCAGCCUCUCUCGCCAUCGUCCAUACCCCGUGAGCAGCGCAAGCCAGCCGCUGGCGUGGCACACACUUGACCGUAGCGACCGGCGCCCUUGGUAUCGGACGCAGCAACAGCAGCUGCGGCAGAGAAGGGGAGAGCGCGCGCGCCGUGUACUGUCAGCGAGCGUUCGCGUCGGUGUCUCUCACAGACGAUAUUGUGAUUGCCGCAUGUCUGCGGCCCGAUUCGGAUUGAACACGGCUCGAAGAUCGUUGGAAGUUCGUAUGAGAUCAUUAUGAUCAUCAUCUGAGUGGUGAGAAUGCUGUGACCGAUUUGUGAGCCAAACUAUGGGUGUAGGAGCUGCAAGCAGACAUGAAUCAUUUUUUAAGAAAUAUCUGGAUGACGGACAAGCGCUCGGACAGCUUUAAGCUUGCGGUGCAGCAGGCGGAUGGAGACGCCUGCAGCGUGAACGAGUACAGGUGUGUCAAGCGCGACCCGGACACGUGCUUCAUGCGCAUGGUGCGCAAGAUCGGGCGGGAGUUCCUCACAAGUGAGAUGGAUCGGCGGUACUACGCCGACCACUACACGUGCUGCCCGCCGCCGCUCUUCAUCAUCUCCGUCACGUUAUUAGAGUUAGGGUUUUUUGCAUAUUAUGCCAUUAUGGCAGGGGAGGUAACAACAACGGGUCCAGUUCCAAUAGACAACAUAUUCAUAUACCGACCGGAUAGGCGGAUAGAGCUCUGGAGAUUCAUCUUCUACAUGGUAUUACAUGCAGGAUGGAUUCAUUUGCUGUUUAACCUGAUGGUACAGCUACUAGUCGGCCUGCCGCUGGAGAUGGUGCACGGGUCAUUCCGCAUCAGCAUCAUCUACCUGGCCGGGGUUCUUGCAGGUUCACUGGGGACGUCUGUGUUUGAUCGAGACGUCUACCUAGUUGGAGCUUCAGGUGGAGUCUAUGCCUUACUAGCUGCACACUUAGCAAAUAUUUUACUAAAUUAUUCAGAGAUGGAGUUAGGGAUAAUAAGAUUAAUAGGAAUCCUUGUGAUAGAUAUUUUGCUUAAUUAUUCAGAGAUGGAGUUAGGGAUAAUAAGAUUAAUAGGAAUCCUUGUGAUAGCAAGUGCAGACGUCGGCUUCGCCAUCUGGGGGCGCUACGCGGCGGAGGAGAACGGUCCGCCUGUUGCAUAUGUCGCGCACCUGACGGGUGCGUUGGCAGGCCUCACGAUAGGCCUGCUCGUGCUGAAGAACUUUGAGCAGAAGUUGCACGACCAGAUCGUCUGGUGGGCGUCGCUCGGCGUCUACGCGGCGUGCACGGUCUUCGCCGUCCUCUGGAACGUCUUCUACAUCUGACAUGAGGCCGGACCUCUUAACUGCGAAGUUUGCGUCGGCCUGCAUGUGCAUCGUGAGUUCGUGCUCGACCUAGCGCGUCGGCACUUCUCCGAGACAGAGGUGCUCGAGCUGUUCUGCGAGAUGGACACGUUCGUCGAAUGCGCGCAGUACAUCACGACUCUGCGGUAGGGAUGCGGAGGGGACGCGGCGCCCAUCUACGUGGCGGGCGGCGCGCCCGGAGCGCGCUGACGACGUGAUGCAAGCCGACAGCGAGACACAAUGUGAUACUUCCGAGACGGGUGCCACGGUGCCUCAUCAAGAUUGGCUGAGACCACGACUCGGCACCGGGGCACCCCGCCCGGAACAGCAACGAGGCAAAUUUCACACUUAAGAGGUUCGCGAUACCCGGAAAAAGAGAUAUAUUAUACAUACAUGAUCCACGUCUUUGAUCUCUGAGACUUUGUACAGCUUGGUAGAGGCUUCUCUGUUGUAGCGUGACGCGUGUGUGACGAGGCACUUUAGGUGACAGCAAUAGUGAUCGCGGUAGUAGUCUAGACGUUGCCAGUGCACAGCAAUUUGGGCAGACGCUCACUAGGUGGAAGCACUAGGUGCGCAUCGUGUCCAAUUUUCGAUACCUCAAAACUCCAGAACUGUGAAGGCAAGCGAUUUUGCGUUUUGUAAGAAGAACAAACGAAGGAUUAAUUUUAAACUAUAGCUUUUAUAACGUAGUCGUGUCAAAAAUAACGUCAAGCAAUCUAUGUUUAGUCACUUUCGUAAGCCCACAGCUGACAUAUCACGUUUUGUACUGUAAAACAUUCAAUACAGAAGGUUUUCAAUGUGCCCCCCACCCACGGUUGGCUGUGCUGAUGUUGUAAAGCACUAUCUGUCGUUCCUAUGGUAUUAAAAUGGUUUCUAUACAACUACAAUAGACGUCACUCGAUGUGUUGUGUCUAUUCAGGAAACACUGUUUUUUGGUAUAUUUAAAUUCUCGUCAGGGUAUGUCUGUGUAUAGUUUGUGAAAUGUACGAUGUGUUGUUUUGGUGGAUUGCGAAUUCAUGCCAGAUAGUUUAGCGUUAUAGCCGUUUCCUGAUGAUUCGUAGGUGAAUGCUACUCUUCUUUUAAGGGGAAGACUGGCGCGAGUUUUGUACAUAUGAAACUAUCCUGCUGCCUAGUGCAGCUAGAGCUAGCACUUAUGGUCAUGGCGGGAUGUUUGUACAUAUGCGAUUUUAUGUAUGGAUUCUAUUGACGAACGAAUAGCAGUUAUAUUAUGUAGUACAAUCAAUUUAUUUAAGAGUUAAUAUAUUCUGCAUACAUUUCGGUAGCCGAGGAUAACUAUUGAUCGAGGGAAAUGUGUGACUUAGUCAGCGCUGUGACACCACAGUUGGUGAAAUCGGCACCAUUUCAUGUCUGCUGCUCUGACAGACAUUUCCCUUAGCAAAACCCAGGAAUACACCGUAGAGCCAAAGAUUGCACAAUAAUUCCCUAUGACUCGCACUAAUAAAAUAGCCGUUAGUAUUAUUUAGAGGCCACAACCUGACAGCGCCGGUUGUGUGGAAUUGGGUGCGCACGUGUCUGCACGCGCGCGCUCGUGUUUGGAUGCAAGGUUGUCAUCCGCAACCGCGCCUCCUCCCCCUACCUCCCACACCGUUGUGUGCCUGUGGAGUUCUAUCUGCUGUGACCGAGGAUGGCGGUGCACAGACGUAAGAUCAUAAUAGUUUCUAUUCGUCUUGGUUCAACCGAUGGCACUCCUCAAAAACAACACUAUUCCAGCAGUCACUCCUCUUUUCCUCGUGCACUAUAGCGAUUGUGAAACCCUCGAAUAAGUAAGACUACGACGUCGCCGCCUAACGCGCGUGCGCGUAUAUCGCUGCGUCGGCAUGCUGCGUUUUCUCAUGGUUACUUUAAUAGGUAAUUUUGGAUGGUAAUUCAAUCGGAGAAACAUGCAAAUAUUUUCGUCAUUGCUGCAAAUUGUGCGCAGAUUAUACAUGCUUGCCUGACCAGUUACAGGUCUGAUAAACACGCAUAAUGUGGAAUAUUUCGCAGUUUCCUUAACAGCUUUUCGUUUUCAAUUCUCUGUCGGCUAUAUAGGAGCCACAUGUCGCGUCGAAUAUGUUGAACGUUGCGGCUAAUUGAACGGAUAUUUAAACGCGAAAUUCAAAAGGACGUUGAUAUUGAAUGCGGACCGCGUAUUGUUGCGCUCAGAAAGCCAAUGUACGCAUAUCCCCGCCUGCGAUUACUCGGUUAAUUACGCGCCAUGUGUAUAUGCGUAGAAUAGCUGGGACGAACAUUUACUAGGCACGUUUACGGGAGGAGCUGGUGUAGUAGUGAGAUGAGAGUGAAAUCAUGUGAAUUCAUAUAGCACGUGGCAUUCCUAAGGAGAAUUUAAACAUGAAGCGACUUGAGAUAAAAUCAUGCUAUAUAUGUAUAUCUACCUCCUGCAGCUUUUCUCUGCUUGUGUGACAACUUCAUUAAUUUUAGCUGUCGAGCAUUUGUGUGUUAGUGUACAUCACGACGGGAAACAGCAUGUGCUGCACGUAUUCAUUGGUAAAUUGUUUCCGUGUAAUGAAUAAGUACUGUUUUUAUCACUGCCACACGAACGGUACAAUUGGAAUCGUUGCGCUAUUCAGUACUUUGUACUUCAGCAGCGUCUCACUCAAGUUCUGUGUUAAGGACCACAUAGCUAUUUAAGUAAUGCAGAUCGGUGUCCAAAAGAUGGCGCCAGGAGCGUAAGCCUCACUAUUACAUAGUGAUAAUGUAGGAUAGUGAUCUUCUAAAAUCUAAAUGUUUUAUAGCGGUUGCAGAAUGAUUGCCGUUUUGACAUUCAGACUAGAAUAUAAUGAGAGGUAAAGAUCUUUAAGAGUUCGAACGACAAAUAUUCUAUAUGAAGACGCGUAAAGAACAACUCGACUUGAAUAACAUCACUACGUGAUACAUUCACACUGUGUAUGCCGUAUUUAAAAAAACAUCUUUUACGCUUCUGGUUCAUUCUUAUGAUAAAUGUCUGUUUCCGCUAUAAUAUUAUUCAACUUGAAUUUAAUAAAAAUCGGUAGUAAUCGUUUCGUGUCUUAUAAUGUUCUGGUCUUCGAUAGCAGUUGUUAUGAAAGUUAAGUUAUUAUUUUUUCUCAUUUAUUGCUAUUGUACAGUCUGAUCAUAAUGCUGUAUAUAAACACGCUAUAUACAUUAAUAAAACUGUAUCAAUAUCAUUUCGUUAUGUUCA